Brachypodium distachyon (stiff brome) is the source of this 930-nucleotide messenger RNA. RefSeq lists its product as uncharacterized. The record is from RefSeq and is a predicted model, not a curated record. Bases 197 to 685 code for a protein of 162 amino acids. The transcript has a single exon. NCBI's taxonomy places the organism in Eukaryota, Viridiplantae, Streptophyta, Magnoliopsida, Poales, Poaceae.
CAUCAUUCUGCUCCCCUUUCUCUCGCCUUGGCGCCAGCCACCACGAGAAUUGAAGUGGAAGCGAAGCUAAUUCACGGUAUAGUCACACCUCACCGCUGAUCGUGUCGUCUAUAUAAACACAAGUGACGCGCAAGGCACGUACGGCACCACACUUAUGUGACCUGCAAGAUCACGCAGCUUGGCUAGAAACGAUACGAUGGCGAUGAAAGCGCUCCUGCUGUUGCUGGCGGCCUCUCUCCUGCUACUGCCGACGACAGGGGAGAUGACGAUCAGGAGGAUGGCGGAGGCGGCGGCGGCGCACCCGCACGGGCUCCCGUUCGAGAGCCCGCUCGCGCUGUCGCCCGCAGCGUACGAGUUCUUCCACCCCAGAGCACGCGCCCAGCUCGCGGGCGCGCGCGCGCCAGGGCUCGCUCCUCGGGGGCAGCCGAGGGGAGCCAACGGCGUGUCGGCCGCGAGCGUGGCCAGGGCCGACCACGAGGAAGGCGCCGCCGGGAGGCCGGGCGCUCGGCGCGGCGGCGCUGUCAGGGCAGGAGUGGUGGCCGGGGUGUUCGCGGGGGCAGCGGCGGUGGUGCUGGCAGCUCUCGGGCUGGCGUACGCCGUGGCCCGCCGCCGCGUGGGCGUGGUGGCGCAUGGCGGCGGCGACGCUGAGGCCGAGGCAGCGGGCGCGGCCAAGUCGAGCGCGUAGUGGGCUGAGAUUGCUGCUACGUACGUACGCGUACUGGGCUGGAAAGUUGGGCCUAGAGAGUUAGGCCGUGGAGGUGGGCUAGCUCCGUGCUACUGUGUAUAUUUGGAAACGUUUCCUGGGGACACGAAAAUCAGGAAGAGUACGACGAAACGUACUGUAUUCGGUUCGCACGAUCGUGCUGUGAACAACACGUGAUGUACAUGAUUCCAGUCUAGCGACUGUUUAAAUCUUUCGAUGCCUAUCCU